CCAUGGAAGGAAUACUCCCAGAACAACGCAGACCGCCUGGAAGAUGAGCUGCGAGGCGACGGAUUCACGAUCUGGGGAUUUGUCAUCUACCGGUGUACUUAUGGAAGCGAUGCCGGCUGGGAAAGGUUUAUGAGUCGGUUACUGUUUCAUAUCCCGGAGAAGCUGAAGCCCUUUGGUGGUCUUGAUCUUCUGGACACAUUUCGGCCCACAGUUCUACAAGACCCGUCCUUUGACGGCGCGAGCCCGGCAUACCUCCGAGAGCAUUUCGAAAAGUGGGCGGCAGCAGCAGCCCGCGAGGAGCAUGGGAUGACACUCGAGAAUGCGCGUAUACGAACAACAUCCCGAUAUCGCUUUUUCAUCCAAGUGCACCAAGAGGCCUUGGAGUCCGUCCUGAGCGCGCCGGACCCGACAGAUCCGGAGAGCUCCCUGAACAAGACUGGGUUUGUGCGCCUGGUUAACAGCGAGUGGGACCCAGAGGAGCAGAAUUCAGCGGACGACACCGACUACCCACCGAUGGAAGGGUGCACUUUGCCUAACGUCGGAUGGAUGAAUCUACUAUACGACGAUGCGGAACUGAACGCCUUCUAUGAGCUGAAUAACUUCCACUGGGAUGAUUAUUACAAGCAUCCCCCGGCAAUCAUUGACCUUGCAUCUUUCGGGCGAGUGUGUGGGAAGACGAGGGAUGGGGAGGGGGAGACGAGAGGUUGA
Messenger RNA from Aspergillus aculeatinus CBS 121060, 708 nucleotides. RefSeq lists its product as uncharacterized. The transcript has a single exon. The annotation marks the transcript as partial. Lineage: Eukaryota; Fungi; Ascomycota; Eurotiomycetes; Eurotiales; Aspergillaceae. The record is from RefSeq and is a predicted model, not a curated record.